Colletotrichum fioriniae is the source of this 717-nucleotide messenger RNA. The record is from RefSeq and is a predicted model, not a curated record. Lineage: Eukaryota; Fungi; Ascomycota; Sordariomycetes; Glomerellales; Glomerellaceae.
AUGUCGGCUUCGCCAGCGGAGGAAUCAGAUGCGUGGAAGGCCCAGGACAAGGGACCAACGAUUGUUAUCGUCUGCUGGGUCGUGACGGCCAUCAGCACAAGCUUCGUUAUUGGCCGUGUCUAUGUAAGAGGGAAAAUAAUGAAGAAGUUCCAAAGCGACGAUUGGUUCAUCGUCCUAGGACAGUUCUGCGGUUACAUCUCAACGGCCCUAUCUACAAUCGCGGUAACCUACGACGAUACGUCUGACCUGGUGAUCUGGACAGUCGUCGAGGGCAGCACCAUCAUCAUCGCAAGUUCGAUACCCGUCAUGCAGCCCCUUCUCGAGCUCAUCCUCCGACGCAAUCCUUUCAGCUCCGCCAAGGACUCCAAGCAAACACCUCAAUAUUACGAGGACUACAGCUCCCAUAGCAAGUCAAGAUCGCGCGGCGGAGGCGGCAUUGAACUUGGACAGCGCAAGCCAAAGGUCAAGCCAAAGGAUGAAUUGGGUCUUACUAUUGUCGAAGGCGACAGCCAGGAGAAUAUUCUCACGCCAACGUCCGACACGAACCAAGACAUGUUUGCUUCAUCGGAAGCUCCAACUCUGAUAUCUGUACAAAACGACGCUAACCAACGCCCCGCUGACGGAAAGAUUAUGCGGACCGACCUUGUGAGCAUCACGUAUGAGGAACAAGGACCGGCCCAUGACACUUCGGCCUCGAGCCGGUGGAAAGCUAUUUGA